AUGAGUCAUCAUUCGGUUCCCGUAACGAAAGCUGCAUGCGCUGGAUGCACCAGGCCAGAAGAAGCAGAUGACCUUGUCCAAUGUGACGCCUGUGAUACGUGGUGGCCCUUCAGCUGUGCCAACGUGACAGAAUCGGUCAGCGAUCAUGCCUGGGUGUGCAUCCGAUGCAAGUCUAACUCCCGCGCUUCUACGAGAGCCAGUGUCAUUAGUCGAUCAUCGUCACAGUUGGCCGAUAAUAUGGCUCGUCUGCGGGAACAACAAGAGUUAGAGAAACAACGGGCGGAAAUCGAACUAGAGAAAAAGUUUUUGAGAGAGCAACAAAACCUGUUGGAGGUUACGAUUGCUGCCGAGGCUGAGAGAAGAAGCCAAGUGAGCCGUGAAGAUAGCAUGAGAAGAGUUGAGGACUGGAUCGGGAGUAGCGCGGGUCUGCAAACUAGCGCGGCAGGUCAAAUGCCAGCGGCUGCAGCAGCCCAGCAGCAUAACCCGGGAUCAACGCACAUCAAUUCCGACGCAGAAGCGGCAAGAAGCAGCACCAAGGAAGUACCCACGGGGGUACUGUCCAAGUUGGACAAUCAACAACAUAGUCCUCCACUACGCGCUCAAACCAUCCCAACGUCGGCGGCCAGUGAUAUGAAUCACUCCCAGCCCGUCCCUUCAGAGAAAGUUGAUGCUGAUCGACAGAAGACCAUGGAUAUGGUCCGUAAUUUGCGAGUGAGACUAACGCGUUGUCUGGAGAAAUCAGACCCAACCUUUCCUGAGUUGGCCGAUCUGCAAGAAAAGUGGAAAUUAUUAUCGGUGAAUAAUACAAACGAGAUUUCGCAACCCGGUGCGGGAGAGUUACGUACCAAUCCGGAGCAAACGCAGAUUUCUACGGGUAAGUGUCAGGCCUCUGAGAGCCAAAUCAAUAAAGAGAUAGAAAACAGUGUUUCUCAGGUAAAAUCGCUUCCAACCAUGCAAAAUUCCCAAAACGAGCAGCAGCGUUUAGUUUACGCGCACUCUAAUUUGAUUAAUAACAACAAUACGUUAUCAAUACAGACCAGUAGCCAUUGUACCCCUUUUCCCCUUGCAAACACCCAACCAAUAUCCACUGUGCACCAUUCAAUGCCACAGCUGUUUGUGCAGCAGUCAUAUUCGACCGCGCGACAACCUAUAGUGCAGCGACCGAAUACAGUGCAGCAGUCUUCGGUGUCGCUCUCAGUGCAACCACCUUCGGUGUCGUUUUCCAUGCCGCAGCCUUCAGUGUGGCAGACUUCGGUACAGCCUACAGUACAACAGACUUCGUUGCCACUUUCGGUGCAACAGUCACUAUUGCAGCCGUCAUGUCCUGUGGUGCAGCCCUUUGUGCAACAGCCUAUAUUGCAGCAGCCGAAUGCAAUGCAACAGCAGCCUUCGGUGUCGUCUUCGGUGCAGCCACCGCCAGAGCAGCAGCCUGCGGUACAGUCCACAAUGCGCCAACCGUUGCAGAGACCGUUUGUGAUGCAGCCUCACGUUCAACCAAUUGCGUUGCAACCAUCGGUGCAUCAGUCAUCUGCAGCUGCGAACUAUGCACAACAAUCUUUUAUACAGCAACCUGCAGCGCACCAAUAUUCAAUGCAGUCUUCGAUGCAGCAGCCACACACAACGUUGCAACCAUCUGGGAUUCCGUUAUCAAAUGUGUACCAAGAAGUGAGAGAACCGACACCCACUCAGCAGCAGCUCACAUCACGCCAAUCGUUAGCUCGUGAUCUCCCUACGUUCUCGGGGGAUCCAGCUGAGUGGCCAAUAUUCAUUUCCAACUUUGAAUAUACCACAAAAACGUGCGGCUACACUAACGGAGAGAAUAUGAUACGCCUUCAAAGGUGCUUGCGUGGGCAUGCAUUGGAGAGUGUUCGAAGUCGGUUGGUUUAUCCAACAGCGGUUCCGCAGGUGAUAGAGACGUUGCGUAUGAGAUACGGGCGACCGGAGUUGUUAAUCAAUACCCUGUUGCAGAAAGUUAGAACGAUGCCAGCUCCUCGAGGUGAUAGAUUGGAGUCCCUUAUCGAGUUCGCAAUGACUGUGCAAGAGUUGUGCGAUCACAUUGAAGCGGCGAAUGAAAAGGCUCAUUUGUCUAACCCCACUCUCCUGCAAGAGCUUGUUGGAAAGCUGCCAGCAAGUCAGAAAUUGCUGUGGGCAGAUUACAAACGAAAGUAUGCCGUGGUAGAUCUGAAAACCUUCAGCGAUUACAUGACCGGGGUGAUGCAGGCUGCUUCAAGCGUGGUGUCUUAUGAACCAGAUCCAAAGAAAAACAGUGGAAAGGAGAAGAUAAAAGUGUAUGUGAAUUCGCAUACGACUAAGCCUGAGGAGGUAUCUAGUGUGACGGCGUCGCAAUCUAAGCCGUGUGUUUGUCUACAUUGCGACAAGGAAGGGCAUAAGCUGCGUGAUUGCCAAUCGUUUAAAAUUCUUUCGAUCGAUGAUCGUUGGCGACGGAUUCGGGCGUUGAGCUUCUGUCAAAUCUGCCUAUAUAGACAUGGUAGAAGAGCAUGCCGUAAUAACAACCGUUGCAACGUAAGCGGCUGUCAGUUCAAACACCAUCCUUUGCUGCACGGGAAGCCAAUGGCUCCUACGACGCGAGUGGUGAAUAGUCAUAGCCAUCGGACUUUGAAUUCUGGUGUGCUGUUCAGAAUUAUACCCGUAACGCUGCACGGAAUAUCGGGGAAAAUUAAUACAUACGCCUUUCUGGACGAGGGAUCGUCAGUAACUCUUGUAGAAGGCAGUUUGGUGACCAAGCUUGGCAUAACAGGAGAUCCCCACCCGCUCUGUCUGAGGUGGACUGGGAACACAUCUCGGGUUGAGGAAGAGUCGCGGACCGUGACGAUUACAAUUUCGGGAUCAGAACAGCAGCGACACUUUAAGCUAGUAAACGCUCGCACAGUGAAGAACUUAGACCUGCCGACACAAUCUUUUGACCUAGAGAAGGCAGCGGAGAAAUUCACCUACCUGAAGCAGCUGCCAAUCCAGAGCUACCAUAAUGCCAGACCAGAAAUUCUUAUCGGCUUGGAUAAUUUGGAACUUGCUGUACCGUUGAAGACGAAGGAGGGCGAUGGACCGAUUGCCGUUAAAACUAAACUAGGAUGGUGUAUCUAUGGUUCAGGUUCACGAGUCCACGAAGCCUUUAGCUUCCAUAUUUGCGGCUGUACGAGAGACGACGAGUUACACGAGACUGUCAAGCAGUUUUUCGCUGUAGAGGAGAACGGAGUGAAGCAGCUUGGUACCGUCCUUAGCGCAGAAGAAAAACGAGCACAGGAGCUGUUGGAAAAUACGACGAAACGUGUUGGCGAACAUUUUGAAACGGGCCUAUUGUGGAAAGAGGAUGAGAUCGAGUUACCAGACAGCUACAGCAUGGCAUUGCGAAGAUAUCACUGUCUCCAACAGAGGAUGGAACGCAACCCAGCUUUAGGUGAGAAUAUCCGCCGUCAAAUAAACGAAUACGUACAAAAGGGUUACGCACAACGGGCAAUAUCCGCUGAUCUGAAGAGUGCGGAUCCUAGGAAAGUUUGGUUCUUGCCAUUGGGUGCUGUUACAAACCCUAAAAAACCAGGGAAAGUGCGUCUUAUAUGGGACGCCGCGGCCAAGGUUCCUGGUGUGUCGCUAAACAGUACAUUAUUGAAAGGGCCUGAUCAGUUGACACUUUUACCUGCUGUACUGUUCCGUUUCCGUAUGUUCUGUAUAGCAGUUAGCGCAGAUAUUGAACAGAUGUUCCAUCAGCUGUUCAUUAGACCAGCCGACAGGAACUCGCAGCGGUUCUUGUGGUGUGACCAGCCUGGUGGAGAAGUAGAAACUUACCUAAUGAACGUUGCUACUUUCGGCGCUACGUGCUCACCUGCAUCUGCGCAAUUCGUGAAGAAUUUGAACGCCAAGGAACACAUCCAGCAGUACCCAAGGGCCGUCGAAGGAAUCUUAAAGAGCCACUACGUUGAUGACUUCCUUGACAGUUUUGGCAGUGAAAGUGAAGCAGAAAAGGUAUCGGCAGAGGUGCGGCUAGUCCACAAAAAUGGAGGGUUCCAUCUACGCAACUGGAGAUCGAAUAGCAAAAGGGUUCUGACAGGUCUAGGAGAAUCGGCAGAAGGAGACAGCAAAAACCUUAAUCUAGACUGUGGGGAACAAGUGGAUCGAGUCCUCGGAAUGUUAUGGUCGGCGAGUUCGGACGUAUUGAGCUUCUCUGCGCAUAUGAGUGACGAAGUAAGGAACCUUCUAGAAAGCAAUACUCGACCGACCAAGCGCCAAGUGCUACGGUGCGUAAUGUCCCUUUUCGAUCCGCUUGGGUUGCUUGCACCAUUUAUAAUCCACGGUAAAGUGCUGAUCCAGGAGCUGUGGAGAGCGGGAACGGAAUGGGACGAAGGUGUAGGUGAUGAGGUGUUCGAACACUGGAACCGGUGGAUAAGGAUGAUCGAGUUCGUAUCUACUGUGAAGAUACCGAGGUGCUACUUUCCACGAGCUACGGAAGCGACAUAUAAAAAUGCCCAGCUUCACGUAUUCGUUGACGCCAGUGAAAUUGCUUACUCGUGCGCGGUCUACAUUCGAACGACUGAAGGCGAGGGGGCUCCCAAUUGUGUUUUAGUUUCCGGAAAGACCAAGGUAGCUCCGCUGAAACCGAUGUCCAUUCCAAGGCUGGAACUGCAAGGAUGCGUCCUCGGAACACGUUUGCUAAACUUUGUGCUCGACAACCAUCCUACUCCAUUCGCCAAACGAUUCCUUUGGACGGAUUCUACAACUGCGCGAUCAUGGAUCCGGUCGGACCCGCGGCGUUACAAGCCUUUCGUAGCUCACCGUAUAGGGGAGAUUUUGGAGACCACGGACGUUAGCGAAUGGCGUUGGGUGCCUUCUAAGCUUAACCCAGCAGAUGAGGCAACCAAGUGGGGUCAGGGACCCUAUUUUAAUCCCGAUAGUAAAUGGUUUGAUGGGCCGGACUUCUUGCGUUUUUCGGAAGAAGCAUGGCCAAAAGCGAACGAUUUGAUGGAAUCUACAACUGAAGAGGUCAGACCAGCAGUAAUGUUGCAUUUCGCAUUUGAACCAGUAUUGGAUUUUAAUCGAUUUUCGACGUGGACAAGGCUACUACGAACCGUGGCAUACGUUCUACGCUUUCUGUCCAAUAUCUCCAAACCGAAACCGAAGAUAGGUGGAUCUCUAAUGCAAACCGAGCUGCUCGGUGCAGAAAACACUAUUUGGAAGCUGGUACAGCGAGAAAGUUACCCGGAUGAGAUAGCCAUUCUGGAGCGGGCUAAAUCUGAUCCGACUGCGAAAUUCGAGCCCCUUGAUCGGAGAAGCCAACUGUAUACGUUGAUGCCAACGAUAGAUGAGAUCGGGUUGCUGAGACAGCAAAGUCGUAUAGUAGCUGCGGAGUAUGUUGCGUACGAUACUCGGUACCCAAUAAUUCUCCCCACGAAACACCGAGCAGUGAGCCUCCUGACAGAAGACUAUCACCGACGUUACCACCAUGCGAACAAUGAAACCGUUGUCAACGAGCUUCGGCAACGUUACGUGAUCUCGAGUUUACGUCGCCUCGUAAAGACCGUCUCUUACAAGUGUCAAAUGUGCAAAAUCCGUAAAGCUCGUCCAACCAAUCCACCAAUGGCCGCGCUACCUCCUGCCCGCCUGGCCGUACACGUUCCCCCUUUUACUCACGUAGGCCUGGAUUAUUUUGGUCCAUUCUUCGUGAAGGUGGGGAGAUCUCAGGUGAAGAGAUGGAUAGCACUCUUCACAUGCCUCACGAUUCGAGCUGUUCAUCUCGAGGUUGCUUUCAGCUUGUCGACGGUAUCCUGCAUUUCCUGCGUACGACGAUUUAUCGGACGUCGAGGUCCGCCGAGUGAAAUAUUUAGCGAUAAUGGCACCAACUUUCAGGGGGCAGAACGCAUUCUACGAGAGCAGAUCAGCAAAGGACUCUCCGAAACGUUUACUAGCACAACAACAAAGUGGAAUUUUAAUCCGCCUGGGGCUCCACAUAUGGGGGGUGCUUGGGAAAGGUUGGUACGGUCUGUCAAGUCGGCUAUGAAGGAUGCUUAUAACGAGGGAAAAUUGAGCGAUGAAGAACUGUUGACGCUGGUUGUAGAGGCAGAGAACAUUGUCAAUUCGAGGCCUCUGACAUACUUACCAUUGGACUCCGAAGAGUCUGCUGCUUUGACUCCUAACCACUUCCUUUUGGGACAGUCUAGCGGAGCCAAGCCAGCGAGUGUUGAUAGCAGUGGAUCUCAGACGAACCUACGGGAUACCUGGGGAGGCAUUCGACGCCAACUGGACAUAUUUUGGCAGCGUUUCUUGCUGGAGUAUCUCCCAGUCAUUAGGAGGCAACCGAAAUUGUUCAGUGAAACCAAACCACUACGGGUCGGUGACCUAGUCCUGGUGACGGACGGCGAGCGGCGUAACGAAUGGAUCCGAGGCAAAAUAAUCCAGACUUUUCCGGGCGUCGAUGGAAGGGUUCGACAAGCUUCCGUGCAGACACGACAGGGCAUUUUUAGGCGACCAACAACUAGGCUUGCGGUGCUCGACGUAGAUGUUCGUAGUGCUGUCCCCGAAGACUUUGGGAAGCACCGGGGGGAGGAUGUUGAAACCGGUACCGCCGAGAUGGUCACCCUAGAUCAACCGAUUCAACCGCUUGACUGA
Sabethes cyaneus is the source of this 6615-nucleotide messenger RNA. RefSeq lists its product as uncharacterized. Lineage: Eukaryota; Metazoa; Arthropoda; Insecta; Diptera; Culicidae. Gene Ontology annotation, biological process: DNA integration. The record is from RefSeq and is a predicted model, not a curated record. Gene Ontology annotation, molecular function: nucleic acid binding; zinc ion binding. Bases 1 to 6615 code for a protein of 2204 amino acids. The transcript has a single exon.